Molecule: messenger RNA, 1243 nt
Organism: Siniperca chuatsi (mandarin fish)
Lineage: Eukaryota; Metazoa; Chordata; Actinopteri; Centrarchiformes; Sinipercidae
Product: perilipin-2-like
Exons: 7
Coding region: 140-1147 (335 amino acids)
Biological process (GO): positive regulation of triglyceride storage; lipid storage
Cellular component (GO): cytosol; lipid droplet
Source: RefSeq, a predicted model, not a curated record
AUAUUUAGUUCGUGUCAUACCUGCGUUGACUUACCGCGAGAACAGCCAGAGCAGCACAGGUGAAUGCUAAUUGACUACGCUACCACGCUAUGUGAGGGACAGCUUUCGUAGGAAGCAGCACUUUGCAGGGGUAUGAAACAUGCCGAUGAACAACAACCAGAAGGUGCAGACUGCAGCUGCCAGACUGGCCAAGCUGCCCGUGGUUCGCUCAGCUUGUAUCAAGCUGUCAGUCUUGUACAUAGACACUAAAUGCAGCCACCCCAACCUGCGGUCUGUGUGUGAGGUGCUGGAGAGCAGUGCGACAGCUAUAGGCACAGCAGUCAUUGUUAAACUGGAGCCCCAGCUUUCCAUUGCAAAUGACGUUGCAUGUAAAAGUCUUGACUGGCUGGAGACAGCGUUCCCAGUGCUUCACAAACCUACAGAGCAGAUUGUUGCCACUGCCAAGAACAAGAUGCACGAGAUCCAGGAUGUGGUGAGCAUUGCAGCUAAUGGAACUAUGGACUGUGUGCAGCACACAGUCACAUGGCUGAAGGGCAGGAUACAGCAGGUUGAUGACCAGGCUGACCAGUCACUUGUGGAGAGAACCAUCAGCGUGGCCAGUGUGGGACUGGACUCUGCUCUGAUCGUGUCAGAGGCCCUGAUGGACCGAGUGCUUCCUCCCACUGAAGAAGAUAAAGAAGAAGAAGCUCACUUGUUGGAGGGUUUUGAGGCGGCCACACUCAGCAGUUACCCUGUGCGACUGGUUUCACUGGCUGCCAAGUUCUGUAGGAGGACCUACCGCAUGGUUGGCUCCAAGAUGCAAUCUGUUCAGAUCAUGGAGAAUUUGUCCAGGUCACCAGGUCUGGUUCAGGACCUUCAGACCAGCUGGCUAACCUUGGCCUGGAGGAUCCAGGGACUGCCUCACUAUGUGCAGCAUCAGCUCAUGUCUGUGUUCUUGUUUACCUCCCAGAUGUACAACUUAAGCUGCCCAAAAUCCCAACAGCAGUCUAAUAAAGAUAAAAGUUGCGUCAAUACUGCUGAGACCUCAACUCAAAAGGAUGUUGUCCAGGUCUACCAACAAGCUACACCUACCUGCCGAAAGAGGCCACUCAAGAUGCCCGUGUUUGACCGUGGGUGUAAUGUUAAAGGAUGUGUUAAUGAUCGUUAAGUACUAUAAUUAUUUCAUAGACGUGUGCUGAAUUUGUCCCACAACUCUCAAGGGGGUGCAACUGAAAAUUGGUGUGAAAUAAAAGUUGAAGAUUCA